AUGGUGAUUUCCAGACCUCCUCCAGAACUAGGUGGGGACCAGUUCAGGAUCCUAAUCUUUCUGCUGCUUCUAGCUUCCACAGCCACCCUCAAUGCUGCCAACAUCCCUGUGCCCCCAGACUGUGGGAAGCCCCAGCAGCUGAACCGGGUUGUGGGUGGUGAGGACAGCACAGAUGCCCAGUGGCCCUGGAUCGUGAGCAUCCGCAAGAAUGGUACCCACCACUGUGCCGGCUCCCUGCUCACCAACCGCUGGGUGGUCACAGCUGCACACUGCUUCAAAGGCAAUGUGGACAAGCCAUCUUUGUUCUCCAUACUGCUGGGGGCCUGGAAGCUGGGAAACCCUGGCCCACGGUCCCAGCAGGUGGGUAUUGCAUGGGUGCUGCCCCACCCUGGGUACUCUUGGAAGGAGGGAACCCAAGCGGACAUUGCUCUGGUGCGCCUGGAACACCCCAUCCUGUUCUCUGAGCGGAUCCUGCCCAUCUGCCUGCCUGACUCCUCUGUCCGUCUCCCUCCCAACACUGACUGCUGGAUUGCAGGCUGGGGAAGCAUUCAUGAUGGAGUGCCCUUGCCCCACCCUCAGACCCUGCAGAAGCUAAAGGUGCCCAUCAUCGACUCGAAAGUCUGCAAAAGCCUGUACUGGCGGGGAGGAGGACAGGAAACCAUUACCCAAGACAUGCUGUGUGCUGGCUACCUGGAAGGCGGGCGAGAUGCUUGUCUGGGCGACUCCGGGGGUCCCCUGAUGUGCCAGGUGGAAAGUGCCUGGCUACUGACUGGCAUCAUCAGCUGGGGCGAGGGCUGUGCAGAGCGCAACCGACCUGGUGUCUACACCAGCCUCCUAGCCCACCGCUCCUGGGUGCAGAGGAUCGUGCAAGGGGUGCAGCUGCGGGGGCACUUGGGGGGCAGCAAGACCACCAAGCGCUCCUAA
Molecule: messenger RNA, 924 nt
Organism: Nannospalax galili (Upper Galilee mountains blind mole rat)
Lineage: Eukaryota; Metazoa; Chordata; Mammalia; Rodentia; Spalacidae
Product: brain-specific serine protease 4
Exons: 6
Coding region: 1-924 (307 amino acids)
Biological process (GO): proteolysis
Molecular function (GO): serine-type endopeptidase activity
Source: RefSeq, a predicted model, not a curated record